GGGCAGACCCAAAGGAUUUUGCAAGGACUGAAAGGAAGAAGUGUCCAGAGUACCGGGGAAUCUUCUUCUGGCUCCACCCCCUCUCCAGCCCUCUCAUAGUUGGGGCUGAUGGGAAAGCUGAUGUGGUGAUAUCAGGUUUUGAAAUCACCUGGGGAUUUCUUGGGUGCAGGGUGGACGUUAGGGAGAACAGAAAGCAGAGUUGGCUGCGGCUGUUACUGGCCUCGGGCAGGCCGGCCACAGAGGCAGUUGAAGUGAAAGUGAAAGAGAAACGGAUAAGAGAACAGGGACCACAGGUGCUAAGUGAGGGUGCUCACAGAACCCCCUCUUCAGCCAGAGAUCACUAGCAGGGGAACUGUGGAGAAGGCAGCCAGCAAGGAAGAGCCUGAGAGUAGCCUCCAUGGGCUUGGAGCCCAGCUGGUGUCUGCUGCUCUGUUUGGCUGUCUCUGGCGCGGCAGGGACUGGCCCUCCCACAGCACCCACCACAGCAGAAAGACGGUGGCAGCCCACAGACAUCGUCUUAGACUGCUUCUUGGUGACAGAAGACAGGCACCGCGGGGCUUUUGCCAGCAGUGGGGACAGGGAGAGGGCCUUGCUUGUGCUGAAGCAGGUACCAGUGCUGGAUGAUGGCUCCCUGGAAGGCAUCACAGAUUUCCAGGGGAGCACAGAGACCAAACAGGAUUCACCUAUUAUCUUUGAGGCCUCAGUGGACUUGGUACAGAUUCCCCAGGCAGAGGCGUUGCUCCAUGCUGACUGCAGCGGGAAGGCGGUGACCUGUGAGAUCUCCAAGUAUUUCCUCCAGGCCAGACAAGAGGCCACUUUUGAGAAAGCACAUUGGUUCAUCAGCAACAUGCAGGUAUCUAGAGGCGGCCCCAGUGUCUCCAUGGUGAUGAAGACUCUAAGAGAUGCUGAAGCUGGAGCUGUCUGGCACCCUACACUGAACCUACCUCUGAGCGCCCAGGGCACAGUGAAGACUCAAGUGGAGUUCCAGGUGACAUCAGAGACCCAAACCCUAAACCACCUGCUGGGGUCCUCUGUCUCCCUGCACUGCAGUUUCUCCGUGGCACCAGGCCUGGAACUCACUGGCGUGGAGUGGCGGCAGCAGCAUAAAGGCAGCGGCCAGCUGGUGUACAGCUGGAAGACAGGGCAGGGGCAGGCCAAGCGNAAGGGCGCUACACUGGAGCCUGAGGAGCUACUCAGGGCUGGAAAUGCCUCUCUCACCUUACCCAACCUCACUCUAAAGGAUGAGGGGAACUACAUCUGCCAGAUCUCCACCUCUCUGUACCAAGCUCAACAGAUCAUGCCACUUAACAUCCUGGCUCCCCCCAAAGUACAACUGAACUUGGCAAACAAGGAUCCUCUGCCUUCCCUCAUCUGCAGUGUUGCCGGCUACUAUCCUCUGGAUGUGGCAGUGACGUGGAUUCGAGAGGAGCUGGGUGGAGCUCCAGCCCAAGUCUCUGGUGCCUCCUUCUCCAGCCUCAGACAGAGCUUGAUGGGAACCUACAGCAUUUCUUCCACGGUGACGGCUGAUCCAGGCCCCACAGGUGCCACUUACAUCUGCCAAGUCGCCCACGUCUCCCUGGAGGAGCCCCUUACAACCAGCAUGAGGGUUUUGCCAAAUACAGGUACUGGGGGUGUCCUCUCUCUCCCCCUGUCUAUAUUCAGGCUGGGACUCCCCUGCUUACACGUCAUCUUUGGCUGUGUGCUGAUUCUCAUGCGCUUCNUCAGUUCCACCUUCUGCACACUCUUGACUUUAUCUUUCCCAGAGUGGCAUCCUCUACCACUAUGAAUCCCCAGCCUCCAAAUAAUGAGAUGAGUAAGCUUGGGCUGGGUAGCAGAGGUAAAGGAGUGCUGUUCCUUCCCAUAGGAGCUGGAGAGACAAGUUGAGGCAGACAGGGAAAAAGACCCAAAACAGACCUUUGAGCCCAG
This is a messenger RNA of Mus caroli (Ryukyu mouse), 1926 nucleotides long. The record is from RefSeq and is a predicted model, not a curated record. NCBI's taxonomy places the organism in Eukaryota, Metazoa, Chordata, Mammalia, Rodentia, Muridae.